Molecule: messenger RNA, 621 nt
Organism: Penicillium samsonianum
Lineage: Eukaryota; Fungi; Ascomycota; Eurotiomycetes; Eurotiales; Aspergillaceae
Exons: 1
Coding region: 1-621 (206 amino acids)
Source: RefSeq, a predicted model, not a curated record
AUGAGGUUCACCGCAGCUCUCUUUGCAGCCGUAAUGGUCGCUUCUGCGGCUGGAUCGCCUAUUGUCAAGCAAGCCAAUGAAUCCACUGGCGCUGUCACCAACGGAGAUGAUUAUGAACAAUCACACAUCUACACCCGCAACCCCGGCGAUGACUACAAGCACCAGGACUCAAUGUACGGCAAGCGUGGAGACUACGACGCGCAGUCUUCCAUCUACAGCAAGCGUGAUGAGGCCAAGCCUGAGAGUGACGACUAUGAACAAGAGCACAUCUAUUACGCCAAGCGCAAUGAUGGAGACGAUUACGAGCACCGGGACUCCAUCUACAACAAGCGGGAUGAGGCAAAGCCCGAGAGUGACGACUAUGAACAAGAGCACAUCUAUUACGCCAAGCGCAAUGAUGGAGACGACUACGACCACCGUGAUUCCAUCUACAGCAAGCGCGGUGAGGCAAAGCAGGAGGGAGAUGACUAUGAAAAGUCAAACAUCUAUACCCGAAGCCCCAGCGAUGACUACAAGCACCAGAACUCAAUGUAUGGCAAGCGUGGUGAGGCCAAGACCGAGGGAGACUACGACGCGCAGUCUUCCAUCUACAGCAAGCGCGAUGGUGCCAAGGCUAUCUGA